AUGUUCGCCCGUCCUUCAUCCUUUGCGACCACAGUCCUGGGUUUCUCCCUGUUCGCUACCACUUCUGCUCUCAGCGUCGCAAGACAAUCCAAUGUCGAUUCUUGUUCUGUGUUCCCGGGCACCGGUUCACUCAAUGUGCUAAACUUCACAUUAGCGGCGUUGAACACGACACAGCCCAACUCCAACACGACGGGUGCUCCCAUCAUCCUGGGAAGCGCAGGAGCAAUCGAUGGCGCCUCUUUCUAUGACCUCAAGACUCAAGCCACCUACCAAUAUCCAUCCGCUGUCCCAGCAUUGAACAUGACAAACGGAGGUCUCACUUCAGGUCAAUACGUGGUGGGCGGAACUGUCCCGUCCAACGCGAACCCAGGGUUCAUCGCGACCUCGCUGAACACACCGGCUCCAGCUGAGAUCUACUGUUCUGUCGUGACCGAUGGUUACGACUAUCCACUUCUUGCGGUCAAUGGGCAUACGGACCUAUUCAGUAUCUGCAGGGAGUAUCCUUGCGAGGACACGCCUUGGGAGGGCGUCUAUUACAACGCCACGGAGGGCACGUCCUCAUGUGGCGGACCUGCGUCUUGCUACCCGGUCGUACUGUCUAUUGUUACUGCUGGACUGGAUUGA
Stereum hirsutum FP-91666 SS1 is the source of this 624-nucleotide messenger RNA. RefSeq lists its product as uncharacterized. The record is from RefSeq and is a predicted model, not a curated record. The transcript is spliced from 4 exons. Lineage: Eukaryota; Fungi; Basidiomycota; Agaricomycetes; Russulales; Stereaceae. The coding region runs from base 1 to 624 and encodes 207 amino acids.